AGUUCAUCCUCCAAUCUUUUCCCACGCCCCCCACCCCAGUUUUCUCCUCCAUUUCUCCCUCCUCCCCUGGCCGCAUCUCCAGGGAAAGGAAGCGAGGCUCAGGGAGGGAGCGUGGCACGAGCGCGCCCACCCCUGAAAAAUGGCGGCCUCCCUCUGGCUCCCUUCUCCUCCUCUUCACAGCGCCGUCUUCCUCUCGACCAACCACUCCCCCUCCCCCUCUCCUCCUUUGGCGCCUGCGUCGACUCUGCUGCAGAGGAAGCACGCGCCGGCCAGAGCCAGAGGCAAUCUUGCCUGCAGCUCAUCCGGCAGCUCCUCGUCCUCUGCUUCCUCUGUUGUGACCAAAGAUCAAGAGGGAGCAGCAGCAGCAGCAGAGGCGACGGCCCCUGCCCCUGCUCCGGCGGCUGUCAGAUACGACUACAAGGAUGACCCCAACUUCAGGGGGUGCAAAGGGUGCGGUCGUGAGGAAACAGAGAGGGGCUGCAACGGCGAAGGGCGGAUCAUGGGCGGCAUAGCCGCCGUCCCCUUGUUUGGGUGGUGGCCGAUCAAGGCCUACCGGCCGUGCCCCGGCUUCGUCGCCUCCGGUGGCCGGUACCGGCGCUACGGCCAGAGCAUGGACGACGUCAUAGCCGGCAAGGGACGGAAAGUCGCCUCCGACAAGAAGAAAAGUGACAAAUGAUCCACCUCAAGGAACUGCAGUGCACUUGGCCAUGUUGUGUAAUAGCUCAAGGAACUGCAGUGCAGCUGGCCAUCUUGUGUAGCUCAAGAGCUUAUCUCAUCUCAUCUCACUUGGCCAUGUGCUGGAGAAGGACGUCCAAACCUCUUUGAUUUUGUUUCAGUCUUGACGUUGUCUAGCUAGGUCAGAUUAUUCGAGCAGCGUUGCCUGCUGAAUCAAUUCCAUUAUGGAAGUUUUGUACGUAGCUCCGCAUCGACGGCAAAUGUACUCCACUCUUCUACCUGGUGCUAAUGUUUACAUCUUGCUUGCCAAAUCUAAUAGCGGCAAAACAGUUCCAGGAAA
Molecule: messenger RNA, 1015 nt
Organism: Triticum dicoccoides
Lineage: Eukaryota; Viridiplantae; Streptophyta; Magnoliopsida; Poales; Poaceae
Exons: 3
Coding region: 140-676 (178 amino acids)
Cellular component (GO): chloroplast
Source: RefSeq, a predicted model, not a curated record